Molecule: messenger RNA, 729 nt
Organism: Cuscuta campestris
Lineage: Eukaryota; Viridiplantae; Streptophyta; Magnoliopsida; Solanales; Convolvulaceae
Source: the annotation of a GenBank genome assembly
AAGACACACAUGGAAGAGGGAUCUUAAAGAAAGGAAGUACAGAGAAGUAAAAAUGAGCAGCUAUGUAAAGAUGGAAUCAACAAGUGGUGGGAAGAUGAAGAUCAUGAAGAAGAAGAAGAAGAAGAAAUCAUCAAGAUCAAUGGAUUUGUCACAUGUCCAAAUCAUUUCCCCCCACAUCAACAACAACUCCCAACAAUCCAACAACAACGAUGACGACGACGACUACGAUGAUGAUCAAAGCAUGAUCAUCAAGGCAAACAUGGUCGUCAAGAACGAAGAAGGCGUGAAGUUAAGUUCGGAGAGUCGUCGUUCCAACGCCGCCAUGGGGUCGGAGACGCUGAGAUUCGAGAAGAAUGCGAACACAAGGGAGUUUUCCGCGAGACGACAUUCCACCUCCGAAAGGUAUUGUCGGGUUCACGACCAGAACGAUCAUGUGCCCCUGUCAUUGGAAGAAGGUGUGCAAGGUGAAGAAGAUGAGGAAGAGGAGUCAUGGAGGAGGAAGACAAAUAAUAAAACCAGUCGCGAGAAGUUUCUAAAUGUCUGCAAACGUUUUUUGAGAUUUUAGUCUUUCAAUACAUCUCACAAUAAUGUCUCUAUUUGAUUUUUUUUCAUUUUUUCAAGACAUUUUGAUCGUUAACGUUUAUAUUUAUACGCCAUAUAAUCUCUCGUCGAAGUGUAUUUGUUUAGUUCAACUUUUUAAGUUAAACAAAAUGAAAUUUAAACUUUAAU